UCGGAUGUGCGCAAACCAUAUGGCCUUGACUCUCGGACUGAGCUGAGCAUUCUUAAGAAGGCCAACUGCUAAACAGCUUGCAACCAUGAAUUGCAUCAGACUCAUUUCUUGUCUUGUCUUGAUCAACUGUGCUGCAUCAGAUCCCCCUAUUGAAAAGCAGUCAGAAUUAAUAGGACAUGACACCAUCAAAUCUGUCUUUGAACAUUUUUCCAGUGAUUUUGGAAGCAUUGUCUAUGCGCUGUACUCACAGAUUUUGCAGAAAGCCACAUUGCAGGACGUGACUAAACUGCGGGAUAAUAUUGUAGCACUUGCAGAGAAGUGUGCUGCUGAUGAACAAUCAGACCUAGCAUGUGUAAAGCCUUUGCAUACCAUUUUCCUGGAUAAUCUUUGUCAUGAACAAGGUGUCACUGAGAGACACAAAGUUACCGAAUGCUGUGCUAAAGCUGAUCCAGAAAGAAAUGAGUGCAUUAUCUCCCAUAAAAAUGCAACUCCGGGUUUCAUUCCACCCUUCGACCCUCCAUCUUUGGAGGACUGCAAGGACUAUCACAGUAAUGCAAGCCCAGUUUUGGAUGUCUACAACUUUGAAAUUAGCAGAAGGCAUCCUUUCACAAACAUUGCCUCAAUCCUUAAAGCCAAAAACGAGUAUGAUGAGGUACUGGAGACUUGCUGCCAGGCUGCCGAUAAGAAUGUCUGCUUUGGAGAAAAGGUACCAGACAUCUCCCAGCAAUUGCAAACUACCCUGGCUGUGCAGAUUAAUCGUUGUGGGGUCCUAAAGACUUAUGGAGAACCUACUGUGAAAGCUUUGAAAAUCAUAAAACUGGCCCCAAAGUUCCUCAAGGCUGAUUUGGCCACUGCCAGCAAGAUCGGCACAGAUGCUGCACACACCUAUGCCGAGUGCUGCAGAGGUGAUACGCUGCAGUGUUUCCUUGAUGGUCAAAAAUUGAUAGCCUAUAUCUGUAGCCACCAAGAUACUAUUUCUUCUCAAAUGAAGAGCUGCUGUGAGAAACCUCUGCUGGAAAGAGUAAUGUGCCUUCUAUCGGUGGAAAAUGAGGACAAACCUGAAGAUUUAACUCCAACACUCAAGGAAUUUGUGGAAGGCAAAGACAUGUGCCAAAACUUUUCCACAAAUAUGGACCAACAUCUAUUAAACUUUGUGUUCCAGUAUGCAAAAGGACACCCAGAAUUCUCAGCACAGCUGCUGCUGAGACUAACCAAACAAUAUCAUGAUCUUAUGGAGGAAUGUUGUGCAAUUGAAAUUCCUGAGCCAUGCCUUUCCAAAAAGGAAGAACAACUUGAGAAACUCAUUGCUGACUCCAAAGCAGUGGUAACGGCAGCUUGUACUCGUCAUUCAAAAUUGGGAAACUACGCCUUCCAAAAUAUGCUCCUUACUCGUUACACCAAGAAAGCACCUCAGCUUGAAUUUGCAGAUCUGCACGAAUACACAAAGCAACUAACCAGUAUUGCUGACAAAUGCUGCAACCAGGAUGAUGGCUACAGAUUGAAAUGUUCUGAGGGAAAUGUAGACAUAGUGCUGGGAGCAAUAUGCCAGCAACAUGCAGUGUAUUACAUAAACCGCCAGAUCUCCAGAUGUUGCAGUGGCUCCUACCCUUUCCGUCGGGAAUGCUUCAGUGGCUUAGGAACUGAUCCAGACUACUUUCCUGUCCCAUUCAAUCCUGAACUGUUCACCUUCCAUGAAGAUUUGUGCUUGGCUAAUCCAGAAGAGCAGCAAACAAUGAAGCAAAUGUUUCUUGUCUUCUUGGUUAAACAUAAGCUCUCCAUCACUGAUGAACAGCUGUUAAAUGUGAAUGUCAAAUUCACUGGAAUGGUAGCAAAAUGUUGCGAUGCCAACAACCAUGAAGAAUGUUUCAGUGUAGAGGGUCCAAAACUAGUUGCAGAGAUUCGCACUGCUCUUGGAGACAACUAACAUCUCAGAUGAAUUACGGGAGAGAUAUCAUGGAAUGCCAUCUGCACAAUCUGCCCGGAAAAAUUGGAACUCCUGCCUUGUUUCUAUGAUACUAGCACCCCAAGCAUAGUAAACUGGUACAACCAGGACAAACAUGUAAAUCAAACCGAUCCCUCCUCAUCAAGGUAUCUUGUCUGUUUUGCAAAAUUGGCAGAUUUGAUGAGGGAUUUAUUUCUGGAUGUUUGCUUUGUAUUUGUAUCAGACACAUUUUUCCAGGUAUGUAUAUAUGACUAGUUUGCAUCCAGGCUUUCUCAGUCCACAACUCUUUUGUCAUGAAAGAGACACUCUCAUAGACUCAAGAAGUUUGUUAUUCCCCACCCCCACCCUCUGCACUGGUAUGAAAAUGAAGGAUUAAAGGUCAA
Molecule: messenger RNA, 2325 nt
Organism: Varanus komodoensis (Komodo dragon)
Lineage: Eukaryota; Metazoa; Chordata; Lepidosauria; Squamata; Varanidae
Product: albumin-like
Exons: 15
Coding region: 86-1924 (612 amino acids)
Biological process (GO): transport
Cellular component (GO): cytoplasm; blood microparticle
Source: RefSeq, a predicted model, not a curated record